Molecule: messenger RNA, 4578 nt
Organism: Phodopus roborovskii (desert hamster)
Lineage: Eukaryota; Metazoa; Chordata; Mammalia; Rodentia; Cricetidae
Gene: Tcof1
Product: treacle ribosome biogenesis factor 1
Exons: 25
Coding region: 123-4115 (1330 amino acids)
Molecular function (GO): protein binding
Source: RefSeq, a predicted model, not a curated record
CGCGCCGCACGGCUGGAUGACGCAGAGCCGGAAGUGAGGAACAUGAGGUCCUAGGGCACGAGGGAAGAGGCUGGUGGGGGGCUAGGGGGCGUGCACGUGAAUAGGCUGGCCGGAUCUCUGGCAUGGCCGAGGCCAGGAAGCGCCGCGAGCUGCUUCCCCUCAUCUACCAUCAUCUGCUGCAGGCUGGCUACGUCCGCGCGGCGCGGGAAGUGAAGGAGCAGAGCGGCCAGAAGAGUUUCCUGACUCAGCCCAUCACCCUUUUGGACAUCUAUACACACUGGCAACAGACCUCAGAGCUUGGCCAGAAACAGAAGGCAAAGGAUGAUGCCUCACUGCAAGCCAAGCAGUCCCGGGUGUCAGACCCCAUUAGCAGCUCAGAGAGCUCAGAGGAGGAGGAAGAGGAGGCAGAAAUCAAAACUGCCAAAGCCGUCCCGAGACCAACAUCUGUCAAUUCCACAACUACAGCUGCAGAUUUGCCAUCAAGCGUGAAAGAAAAGGCCCAGGCAAAGACCAAGACAGCCAACAAGAUGGUGAACUCUGUGCAUCACCCUGCAUCAGGAAAGGGGGUGGUCCACCUGCUCUCUGGGAAGUCCCCUAGGAAGUCAGCAGAGCCCUUGGCAAACACUGUCUUGGCCUCUGAAACUGAGGAGGAAGGCAGUGUCCAAGCCCUCAGAGCCACUGCCAAGCCUGGAGUGUUGUCAAUGGGCCAGGCCAGCAGUUCCAGUGAAGACACCUCCAGCUCCAGUGAUGAGACCGAUGUAGAGGUGAAACUUUCGGUAAAACCAGCCCAAGCUAAAGCUUCCCCAGCUCCUGCCAAGGAGCCUCCAGCAAAGACAACCCCAGGCCCUACCAAGUUAGGGAGUGUGAUGCCCCGGCUCCAAGAAGGCACACCAGCUGCACCAGGGAGGGCUGCAAAUGCCCGAGAGGCUGAGAGCAGUGAGGAGGACUCUGAGAGUGAAGACGAGCCCCCUGCUGGGAUGCCUCACCAGGUAAAGGCCCCUGGAAAAGUUCUUCAUGCCAGUGCUGCCUCAGUUUCUACCAAAGAGGUCUCUGGAAAAGGGUCUACCUCAGCACCACCAGAGAAGACUAGGCCUAAAGUCAUACAAGCCAAGACAGGAAGGUCCCAGAAGGAGACAGAGAGCAGCAGCGAGGACAGUUCGGACAGUGAGGAUGAAGAGCCAGUUGCUGUGACCACUCCUCAGGCAAGGCCUUCCGGGAAGAACCCUCAGGUCAAGAGUACCUCAGCCCCUGCCAAGGGGCCCUCCCAGAAAGGGGCUCCUCCAGUCAUCCCUGGGAAGGCAGGGCCUGCAGCAGCCCAGGCCCAGGCAAGGGAGCAGGAGGACUCGGACAGCAGCAGUGAGGAGUCAGAGAGCGACAGUGGGAAGACACCAGCAGCUGUGGCCCUAAGCACAAGUCCUGCCCAGGUGAAACCUUUGGGGAAAAGCCAGCAGGUCAGACCUGCUUCCACUGUAAGCCCAGGGACCUCAGGAAAAGGCACCCACCCACCCUUCCCUGGGAAGGCAGGGUCAGCAGCCCUCGGGGUCCAAAUAGGAAAGGAAGAAGAGGACUCAGAGAGCAGCAGUGAGGACUCUGACGACGACAAGACUGUGACCCCAGCCAAGGCAAAGGCCUUGGGGGAAAGGGCUGCCCCUACACUCCCUCAGAAGGCGGGGCCUGUGGCCGCCCAGGUCAAGAUUGAAAUGCUCAAAGAAGACUCGGAGAGCAGUGAGGAGUCCAGUGAGGAGUCAUCUGACAGCGAAGAAGAGGCAGCUCCCGCUCCAGCUCAGGCCAAACGAGCUCUGGAAAAGCAGACAAAGGCUUCCCCUAGGAAAGCCACCCCCUCCACCCCUGCAUCUGCCAUGGUCACCUCUGUGCGAGUGAGCACCUCAUCCUCUAGUGAGGAGGCGUCAGGAGCUGCUCCUGACACCACGAGGAUACAGGGGAAAGCUGUGGGGAAGGGCCUCCAAGGGAGAGCUGCCCUGGGACAAGGGGUGGCCCCAGUACACCCUGGGAGGUCAGGGCCUACAGUUGCCCACGUCAGGGUUACAACUCAGGAAGACUCAGAGGACAGCGAGGAGGAAUCCAGCAGUGAGGAAGAUGAGACCUCAGCACAGGCUAAGCCCUUGGGGAAACCUCUUCAGGCCAAAGCCAACCCACCUCCCACUAAGGCAUCUCCAGCCAAACGGCCGUCCUCUGCAUCUGGAAAAGUGGCCACUGUAAUUGUUCCAGCAAAGCAAGAGAGCCCAUCCAAGCCACCCGUCCAGAACAGUGCCAUCUCUGCAAGGGUUCCCGCCACAGGAAAAGCAGGAGCCCCAGCACUCCAAGCGCAGAAGGGCCCAGUGGCUGGAGCGGGGCAGGACUCGGAGAGCAGCAGUGAAGAGGAGUCCGACAGUGAGGAAGAGGCACCAGCCCAGACAAAACCUGUGGGAAAGACCUCUCAGGUCAGAGCUGCCCUAGCCCCUGCCAAGGAGUCCUCUGGAAAAGGAGCCCAUCCAGGAGCCGCCAAGAAAACAAGACCUACAGCUACCCAGGCCCAGACAGGGAAGAAGGAAGACUCAGAGAGCAGUAGUGAGGAGUCGGACAGUGACGGGGAGGUGCCGUCGGCCAUCGUCCCAGCCCAGGAUGGUACCUCCCAACCUGCCAGGAGCAGAGCCUCAGCAUCCGCAGCCCCAGAGAAGAACAUAGAGGAGUCCUCAGACAGCAGUGACGAGGAGCUGCCAUCUGCCCAGGUGAUUAAAUCCCCUCUGAUUUCUGUCAACCCUAAUCGUAGUCCAGCUGGCCCAGCUGCUACCCUUAAACAAGUUCAGGCUGUGAACACCCCAAGGAAGGCCCAGGCCUCGGGCACCGUGGCCCAGAGCUCAUCCUCUGAGAGUGAGGAUGAAGAUAUGAUUCCUGCCACACAGCCCUCCACUCAUGCCACUAAAACCAAUGUGGUGACUGUGCCCAUGUCCCUCCCACGGACAGCCCCCCAACCCAGCAAGAGUGAGCAGUCCAGUAGGAUGCCGAAAGGCAAGAAACCAAAGGCAACAUCCACUCAGAUCAGCAGUGCUGUGGAAACACUUCCUGUGACACCUCCCCAGAGCACACCUGUCCAGUCCAAAGUAACCGACAAGGUCAGGAAACCCAAACUUCCCGCCAAGCAGCAGCCUCCCACAAUCAACCCCAGCAGCUCCAGUGAUAGCAGUGACACCUCUUCAGGGAGCGAGGAGGAUGCCAAGAGACCCCAGAUGGCCAAGUCCGCCCCAAGACUGGAUGCAGGCCUUUCCCAGAAGGAGACUGUGGUGGAGGAGACCCCAGCUGAGUCCAGUGAAGAUGAGAUGGUGGCACCCUCACAGUCUCUUCUCUCAGGUUAUGUGACUCCUGGGGUGACUGUGGCCAACUCCCAGGCUUCAAAAGCCGCUCCUAGGCCAGACUCCAACCCCUUGGUUUCCUCUGCUCCGGCCACCAAAGAUAACCCAGAUGGCAAGCAAAAAGCAAAAUCCCAGAAUGCAGCAGACACCAUGUUCCCUAAAACCGGUAGGAAAGACACCUCCUCGGACACCACAACUCCGAAGCCCAAGAAGGCCAAGAAAAGCACCUGGACCCCAGCAACACCCACACAGGCUCUGCAGAACAGCAUCACCCAGUGCCUCCGGGAGCAGUCCUGGCCCCUGAGCGAGGCACAGGUGCAGGCCUCUGUGGUGAAGGUUCUGACGGAGCUGCUGGAGCAGGAAAGGCAGAAGGCCACAGAGGCCAUCGAGAGUGGGAAGAAGGGCCAGAAGCGGAAGCUCUCGGGGGACCAGCUAGCAGCUGGGGCCCCAGAGAGCAAGAAGAAGGCCUCCGGGACUUCCAAGGCAAAACCAAAACUAGACCAAGUGGAUGCUGAUGGCAAGGGGAAGGGGUCACCUGGCUCCCAGGGGGCCAAGGACAAGCCCAAAAGUGAACUGGGGUCAAAGGUUGAGAGUGGAGAACAGAGUGACGCAAAGAGCAAGAAGGAAAAGAAGAAAUCCAGUAAAAAAAAGAAAGGCAAGGACAAAAAGGGAAAGAAGAAAGGAAAAAAGACCUCAGCCAAAGACCCUGACUCACAGAUCAAGAAGAAAAAGAAGAAAAAGAAGACUGCAGAGCCUGCCGUGUGAGGGCCAGCUCAUAGAACAGAGUCUUAUCAGAGUGCAACUGUCCCGAGACCUCUGACCUCUGGCCAGUGUGACUUGGGACUGGACUUUUUAAAUUACCCUCCCUCAACAGAAGAUGAUGGCCGACUCCAGCGUGUGCUGCUGGCCUAGCCAGUGAGCCUGCAAGGAGGCGGCAGCCCCAGGAGGAAGAGGGAUGAAGCACCCACCCCCUCCGAGUGCUGCAUAAGAUGUGUACAGUAUAUAUAUAUUUUUUUAAGUGACCUGCCUCUCCCCCUUCAAAUCCACCAUGCCCAAAGGCCUCAGGACCUCCCUCCCUCUGCUCUGCAGACCCAGCAAGGUCCCACUUACAGUUCGUCCCACUCCCUGGGUCCCUAGCUUAUCCCAAGACCUUGUCCUAUCAGUUUUCCAGCUGUUCUGGGUUUUUUGUUUUUUAAGAACUUAAAAUAAAAAAGACUGUAAAUGUAAA